AUGAGUUUUUUUGAGAAAUAAAAUAUGUCACAAGCUUAAUACUUUUAAGAGCUUUAAUAAAUAAUUUUAUCCGUUCCUUAAGUUAGUAUCAAAUAAUACUUGGAGCAAAAAUAAAUGUUUGGAAAGGAUGUCUCUUUAUUUUAUGAUGAAAUAGAAUACCUAAAAUAAGCGGAAACAUCUAUUCUUUAACUAAAAGAUAUAGCAGUAUACUUGGGUAAUAAAGUCGUAGAGGUUCGUAAAUAACACUAUGAAGAAAUAGAAUUUUUAGAAGCUGAGAUAAUGUAAGCAAAGGAAGAGAUCCAAGAAUAAAAAUAAAAGUUGUAAGAAUAUUACUAGAUUUACUAAAAUAUGGAGGAAAAAAAUAUCUAAUAUUAGAAAUAAAAUUUUGAGCUUGAAGAGCAAUGUGACAAACAUUUAUAAAGACUUACAACUCUCUACUAGACUAUGGAAGUUUUAGCAGAAUAAUAGCGCAUGCAAAAUUAAAACCAAACAAAAAAGAAUGCUUAUGUUAGUAUGUAAUAAAUCAAUGACGAAUUAGUGAUUAACAAUUUAAAUCACUCAAUAAGCUUACAGACUUUAGGGAAUAUAUAGCAAAUAGAUGAAUAAUUCAACUUUAAUUGCAAUUCUUGUACUGAAAAAUAAGUAAUGAUAGAAUCUUUAUAACAAGAAAUUGAUGAGAUUAGCUCAGAAAAAAAGAAUUUGAAGGAAUAAGUAUACACUUUAAAAAGCUAGUUAGAAGUUCUAAAAAAAAGAAAUGUAGAUCUAGAAAAGUAAUGUGAUAAUGUUGCAGUUUUAGAAAAAUACUCUUCUGUCCAAAAGCAGAGGUUGAAAAUACAACAAAAUAAGGCACAGCUAUAAUAGUAAUAUUUAAAUAGUACUGAUAAAGGAUUAUCACCUUCCUCUGCUAGCAUUAAUACAAAUAUACUUGAUGAUGAUCAUUUUCUACACACUUAAAAUGGCAAUUACUAGAGCCUAUUAGAGGAACUAAAUUAAAUUAAGCUAAGAAGUAUGAAUAUUAAUAUGUAGACUCUUACAGAAUUCAAUAACUCAAUACAAUAAGAUAUGAAUUCUUUCAGUGAUUUCUGCUCAACUAACAAUGAAAUUUCUAAAAAAAUACUAGAAGCAGACCCAGUUAGUUCAUUCAAUUACGAAAUAAAUUAGCCAAAUAAUUCCUCACAAUAAAACAAAAUAGCAGAUUAGCUAAACCAAUAACAGAAUAUUAAGAUUAUAACUUCAUCUGAAAAGAAUUCUCCUCACUAAAGUAGAGAGCCGAGGUUAUCUCUUUUUAAAAGAAAUAUGAUUAAUGAUGAUACAAAUUUACAAUAUUCUAAUAAACCAGCUACCAAUAGCAUAAACGUAAAUGCUAGAAUUAGAAAAAGCGAUUCAAUAUAUUAAUACAAAUCACCUGAUUAAAAAAGAGAGUUUUAUGGUCAUUUAAAGCAUGUAAAAAGAGAAUAUACAAACUCAUAGCCAAAUAAAAUGCCAUCUUAAAACCUUAUAAAUUCUAUUGAUGAGAAGAAUGAAAGUAUAUCAUCUAAUAAAACAAAUAAAAAUCAAAGUGAAUUUAGUUCUUUUGUCAAUGUUAAUUCAUUCAACGAGCGUGGUAUAAAUUAGUUAUUUAGUAAUGGAAGCAGUACUCAUAAUAAUAUAAUAGCUUAAAAUCAACUAGAAUAACAACCAUCAAAUAAUCAGAUUUUAUCAAUAUGUGAGCUUAAAUCUAAUUCAAAACACAAUAAAAAAAGAAGCGAACUUAAAUUUUAGCAACCCUUAUUUGAUGACUUAAAAAGUCUUAUGAGUAUUCAAGAUUAAUAGUCAUUUGCAUCUUUAAAUAUAAACUCUCAAAAAGGCACUUUCAAUGAAUUUUAUCAUAAAGAGGAGAUUAAAAAUAAGCAUGCAAACUAAUAUGGAGAAGAAGUAGAAGAAGAGGAAGAAGAAAAGAAAGAUUUUUUAAAUUCUGAUUAAUACAUGUAAAGCUUUGAAGGAUCUCAAGAAUUAAGGAGCCAUUCUGAUUUUAAUUCCAUGGAUGAAAUGGAUUAAACUAAAAAAUCAAUAAGUUAGCUUAAUACUGAGUAGAUUAUUUAAGAUACAGAUUAAAAUAGUUUAAAAUUCAUUAAAAAUUUUGAAUAAAUUACAAGUGGAUAGAAUACAUAGAGUAUAUCUGCUAAUAAUACAAAUGAAUAAUUAGAAGAAAAAAUAUAAAAUAAUAUAAACUCAGAUUCAUUGUUAAAAUUAGAAUCAACUUAAACUUUAAAAUGUAUUAUUCUACCACUCCCUAAAAAGACUAGAAGCUUAUUUUUCAAAAUUAUCUAAUGGUUAAUAUUUUUAUUCUUAAUACCCAUUAGUUUUAUAUUUGAAAAACCUAGUUUCUUAAAAGAAAUGAAAUAAAAAUAAUGA
Tetrahymena thermophila SB210 is the source of this 2394-nucleotide messenger RNA. RefSeq lists its product as hypothetical. Lineage: Eukaryota; Ciliophora; Oligohymenophorea; Hymenostomatida; Tetrahymenidae. The transcript has 3 exons. The record is from RefSeq and is a predicted model, not a curated record.